Molecule: messenger RNA, 908 nt
Organism: Aedes aegypti (yellow fever mosquito)
Lineage: Eukaryota; Metazoa; Arthropoda; Insecta; Diptera; Culicidae
Gene: Alg13
Product: UDP-N-acetylglucosamine transferase subunit ALG13 homolog
Exons: 2
Coding region: 289-801 (170 amino acids)
Biological process (GO): dolichol-linked oligosaccharide biosynthetic process
Molecular function (GO): hexosyltransferase activity
Source: RefSeq, a predicted model, not a curated record
UGACAGCGCCUGUGUCCAUGUCAGCGUAGACGCACCAUCGUUUGCGUUGUUAUCAAAACACAAAAUAGAAAACACAUUGCUCUCCAGUGAUAUAGAAAUCUACCGGGUCCCAUUGGAAAUUAUAACAGUACUAGUCUAUCGAAAAAGCUAGUGGCAAUUCAAAUAAAUUAGUUCGGUAUUGCAAUAGUAGGUCAAAUUAGGAAGCUAUCGCCAAACGUAUCCGUUAGUCACCUAACUAUCAAGCCAACUUAGAUUGAAAAGGUUUAAAUAAUUUUAUUGCAACCAACGAUGAAACGGCCAACAUAUGAACGAGUCUUUGUGACUGUCGGAACAACACAGUUCGAAGACCUGAUUGAUACUGUCACGGACUCGCCGGUGGUAGCUGAGCUACGUAGGAUGGGCUGUAGGAAAUUAGUGCUCCAAAUAGGCCGCGGCAGAAACCCACAAAUAAUCAAAGAAGUUUUUGGAAACGACAUCGAAGUGAGAUUUUACGACCUCAAGGCCAGUAUCGCCGAAGACAUCCAGCAGGCGGAUUUAGUUAUCAGCCAUGCCGGCGCCGGAAGCUGCAUAGAAGUGCUGGGAGCCGAGAAACCGCUCGUGGUGGUUGUGAAUGAAAAACUGAUGGACAACCACCAAACGGAACUGGCCGACCAGCUGUCCAAGGAGGGAUACUUGAAGUAUUGCACACCGUCGACUUUGGCACAAACUCUGGCGGAGAGCAACCUUGGACAGUUGAAGAAAUUCCCUCCGGGAUCUGUGCAAGAUUUCAUCAGUUAUCUGGACGCUUUUAUGGGAUUUUAGAAGUAAGACUCUCCAUUAGAUGCUUUAUACAUAUUUAUUAUCGUAGGUGUUUCCAAUACGGUUAAUUAUGAUAUUUUCAAUAAACUUUUUAUACUGUUUACCUACAA